AUUUAGAAAAGUUCUGGUGCUGGUGUUGCUGCUCUCCGUGAUGAACGCCGAGGCACUACCCCUGCUCGCGCGGACCACCAGAACCGGGACAGCUUCGAACCAGCUUCCGAAUGGUGGAAAUGAUGUCGAGUUAUAUCUCCGGACCUAGCGACGGACUCCUCUUCCUUUAGGUAUAUAGUAAAGUUAGCCUGCUAGCAUUAGCUUGUGGACGCUACCCUUAACUGCUAAACAACCUGAAUAUCACCUGAAACAAUGCCUUCAUCACAAAUCCUCCAGCCUGUGCUCAAAUUGAAAGUGGAUGAGCUGUUUCUCAACUGGUUGAGUGAUCCUGAGACUCAAUCACUGCUCAAGGGUUAUCUUGAUCUCAUCAAAAGUGGACAGCAUGCUGAGCUGAAUGGUGGAGACGCCACAGAAAAUGGACUGUGUUUCAAUGAUAAUAACAAUGUCACAUCGCAGAAGAAUCUGGCCGAGAAGAAGACGCCCUCCUUUAAUCCUGCUGCCCUUCAGCCAUCAGCCAGUACCCUUCCUUCAGGCAGCAACAGUAGUUCCAGAGUUGCCGGACUCACCAGUAGAAUACUGCGGCGCUCUGUCAGCAUCAAAAAGGUGAGGACGCCGGAGCCCGUCACCACAUCGCUGAGUGAAAGCAUUCCGAAGUUCUACUUCCCACAGGGCCGGCCCCAGGCCAACGUCAACAUCGACAGCCUCAUUUCCAAAAUUGAGAAAACGUUCUCCCAAUUCCCAAAUGAAAGGGCCACCAUUGAGGACAUGGGGCAGGUCGCCAAGGCCUGCGAGUGUCCCCUCUACUGGAAAGUGCCAUUGUUCUGCAUGGCUGGAGGCGACAGGGCAGGAUUCGUGUCCGUUCACAAGUUCGUGGCGAUGUGGAGAAAAAUUCUGCAGACCUGUCACGAUGACGUUUCAAAGUUUGUGCACCUCCUGGCCAAACCCGGCUUGCAUUACUUGGAACAAGACGACUUUAUUCCCUUCCUGCAGGAUGUGGUCAACUCUCACAGCAGCCUGGCCUUUCUGAAGGAGGCGCCGGACUUCCACUCCAGAUACAUCACCACGGUGAUCCAGAGGAUAUUUUACAGCGUGAACCGGUCCUGGACCGGGAAGAUGACCUGCAACGAACUCAGGAAAAGUAACUUUCUUCAGAACGUGGCCUUGUUGGAACAGGUGGAGAAUGUGAACCAACUGACGGAUUUCUUCUCCUACGAACAUUUCUACGUCAUCUACUGCAAGUUCUGGGAGCUGGACACCGACCACGACCUCUACAUUGACCAGAGGGACCUGGCUCAACAUAAUGACCAAGCCAUUUCCCAGAAGAUGAUCGAGCGAAUAUUCUCAGGCACAGUCACCAGGGACAGACGGGUCCACAAGGAGGGCCGGCUGAGCUACGCCGACUUCGUCUGGUUCCUCAUCUCUGAGGAGGACAAGAAGAGUGACACCAGCAUCGAGUACUGGUUCCGCUGCAUGGACCUGGACGGCGAUGGCGUGCUGAGCAUGUACGAGCUGGAGUUCUUCUACGAGGAGCAGUGCCAGAAGCUGGAGUCCAUGGCCAUUGAGCCGCUGCCCUUCGAGGACUGCCUGUGCCAAAUGCUCGACCUCGUGAAGCCGGAGGUCAAAGGGAAGAUCACGCUGAGGGACCUGAAGCGCUGCAAGCUGUCGCACGUCUUCUUCAACACCUUCUUCAACAUCGAGAAGUACCUGAACCAGGAGCAGCGGGACCCUUUCUCCGUCGUCGGGGAGAUGGAGCCGGACGGUCAGGAAGUGUCGGACUGGGAGAGAUACGCCGCGGUGGAGUACGACAUGCUGGUGUCUGAAGAGACGGCCAACGAGCAGUGCCACGACCUGUACGACGACCCGCUGAGCUCCCUGGGUCAGCACCUCAGCUCAGACCUGGGUCUGACCAAGAGACACUUCCUGGAUCUGCCGUCCACUCACUGCGGCCUGGAACUGGACCUGGACGAGUACGAGGACGACUACUAGCUACACGGAGACUCUCACGCAGGCCGAGCUGCCCUCAGCUGUGGUGGAGUCACUUGAUGCCAGGAGCUUCAGAUCACAGGAAAUACAGAGACGCCUUCUUUGCACUUUAAUGUUCUGGUACCUAGAUCCACCUGGACCGGAUCACUCUCACAAACCCACCACGCUCAAUAUUCGGCUCGUUUUACAUUCCAGGACCAGGAGAAGAUGUAAACUCAGUCGUUCAGUCAAGUGCAAGCUUCCACACACUCACACAACCCCACAGACCUGAGUGCGCAUGUUCUAAAUUAUUACAGGUGGAUAUAAAUAACUGUAAAUAUUUGCAGUGUGUGUUUUUAGAUGUUUUUCCUUUGUGCCAAGACAGAACAAAAGAGGAACCAAUUUUCAAUGUUUGUUUCUUUAAUGAAUAAAGUUGUGAUCUGGAACAGCAGGGACAUGUGAGUGACAGUUACAGGAGGACAAAGGUUCAUCUGACACGUCCUGUUGUAGCACCGUUCCACAGGGCCCUGAACGCCUUGCUGACACAGCAGUCUCAGAAAAAAACAGUGGAGAUUCAGCUUAAACUUUGCAACAAGAUGAAGGUAAAAGUCACAGGUCACAACUGCACCA
Molecule: messenger RNA, 2592 nt
Organism: Synchiropus splendidus (mandarinfish)
Lineage: Eukaryota; Metazoa; Chordata; Actinopteri; Syngnathiformes; Callionymidae
Gene: ppp2r3b
Product: protein phosphatase 2, regulatory subunit B'', beta
Exons: 14
Coding region: 253-1986 (577 amino acids)
Biological process (GO): protein dephosphorylation
Cellular component (GO): protein phosphatase type 2A complex
Molecular function (GO): calcium ion binding; protein phosphatase regulator activity
Source: RefSeq, a predicted model, not a curated record